Messenger RNA from Venturia canescens, 6834 nucleotides. RefSeq names its product transcription elongation factor Spt6 (gene Spt6). The coding region runs from base 178 to 5484 and encodes 1768 amino acids. NCBI's taxonomy places the organism in Eukaryota, Metazoa, Arthropoda, Insecta, Hymenoptera, Ichneumonidae. Gene Ontology annotation, cellular component: transcription elongation factor complex. Gene Ontology annotation, molecular function: nucleosome binding; histone binding; DNA binding. The transcript has 12 exons. Gene Ontology annotation, biological process: transcription elongation-coupled chromatin remodeling; nucleosome organization; transcription elongation by RNA polymerase II. The record is from RefSeq and is a predicted model, not a curated record.
CCGACUUGACUGGACUCGACUCACUCGACCGAGUUCUGUUCUUGGCGUGUAUCUGCCGAAAUCCGAACCUAUAAAACUCGACGGAAAAGUUUUUAUUUUAGCAAUUAAGAAAAUCGUGAUCGCGUCGGGUGAAAUAAUCUAGAAAAAAAUAAUCGUUUCAAUCAAUUUACUCAAAUAAUGGCAGACUUUUUGGAUUCAGAGGCCGAAGAGAGUGAGGAGGAACAAGAAUUGGAUCACAGUGGAAAGAAGAAAGCUAAAAAAGCCAAGGCAAUGGAGGAAAGUGAUGAAGAGGAAGAAGAUGACGAAGAUAGACUGCGAGAAGAGUUGAAAGAUCUUAUCGAUGACAAUCCCAUAGAAGAAAGUGACGGCGAAGAUAGUGAUGCAUCUGGAACUUCCAAAAAGAGAAAGAAAAGCGACGAUGAAGAUUUUGAUGAUAGGUUGGAAGACGACGAUUAUGAUUUAAUAGAAGAAAAUCUUGGUAUAACAGUUGAGAGGAAACGUUUCAAACGUCUCAAACGUGUGGAAGAUCGAGAAUCCGAUGAGGAGCAAGAGCAACAACCCGGUGAAGAGCGUGACGCUAUUGCCAAUGAACUCUUCGAAGGUGGCUCGGGGGAUGAGCGGGAAGGUCCGACGGAGGAUGAGCGAAGAAGCGAAAGAAGCCACAGACCUGAAGCAGAAACAUUCGACGAGGAGGGUAGCGAGGGAGAGUAUUCGGAUGCCGAUGAUUUUAUUGUUGACGAUGACGGAAGACCGAUUACUGAAAGAAAGCGAAAGAAAAAGCCAAUAUUUUCGGACGCUGCCCUCCAAGAGGCCCAGGAUAUAUUCGGAGUUGACUUCGAUUACGACGAAUUCGACAAGUACGGUCAAGAGGAUUACGAAGAAGAGGAAGAUGAAGAGGAAGAUGAGUAUUUGGACGACGACGGAGACGGCGAAAGACCCCGUCGUCCGAAGAAAACGUCGAAGAAAAGACCAACUAGAAAGAGCAUCUUUGAGAUUUACGAACCCAGCGAACUUAAACGUGGUCAUUUCACUGAUAUGGAUAACGAGAUCCGUAAUACCGACAUUCCGGAACGCAUGCAGCUCCGAUCAGUGCCGGUGACUUCAGUCCCUGAGGGUUCGGAAGAGCUCGAUCUUGAGGCUGAAUGGAUAUACAAGCAAGCAUUCUGUCGUCCAACGGUAUCGAUUCAAGACGCCCAUUUGAACGACGAAGCAAAAGAGCGUGCUCGAAAAGGUCCCCAAACAGUGGGGAAAAUAAAAAAAGCACUUGAUUUCAUGAGGAAUCAAUACUUCGAAGUUCCUUUUAUAUCAUUUUACAGGAAGGAAUACGUACUGCAGGAAUUGAACAUAAACGAUCUUUGGAAAGUGUACAAGUACGAUGCGAAGUGGUGUCAGUUACGUCAGAGAAAAGAAAACUUGAUGACGCUUUUCGAAAAAAUGCGAAACUAUCAGUUGGAUCAAAUAAUGAAAAAUCCAGAUGCACCGCUCCCCGAUAACGUUCGGGUUAUAAAAGAAGAGGACAUUGACCGUUUGAAAGGCGUACAAACGAGUGAGGAGCUUAACGACGUUCAUCAUCAUUUUAUGCUUUAUUACAGUCAAGAUAUCCCGAGCAUGCAAGAAGCGGUGCGUCAAAAAGAGCGAGAAGCUAGACGCGAGGCUAGAGCACAGAAGCGCAAACAGCAAUUGAUCGAAGCUGAGGAAAAUGGAACAGAUCCUCCGCCGGAGGACGAAAUAAACAUCGAUGACGAAGAAGAACCUGACGAAACUCUGAAACAAGCAGUACGAACGGGGCCUUAUUCGAUAUGUAGGAAAGCUGGUCUCGAUACAUUUGCUAAAAAGUUUGGUCUCACUCCCGAACAUUUCGCUGAAAAUUUACGAGACAAUUAUCAGCGUCAUGAAGUUGAUCAAGAGCCGGUUGAGCCGACGACCGUUGCGGCUGAUUUUUGCGGCCAGAAGUUUCAAACGGCUGACGAAGUGGUAAAAGCCGUACAAUUGAUGGUCGCAUUUCAAUUAGCACGAGAGCCACUCGUCCGAAAGUGCGUUCGUGAAAUGUACAUGGAAAGAGCAAAAAUAUCGGUACGCCCAACGAAAAAGGGCAUAAAAGAAAUCGAUGAGAACCAUCCAAUUUACUCUAUGAAGUACCUCAAAGACAAACCUGUACGCGAUCUCGUCGGUGAUCAAUAUUUGAAACUUUCGAUGGCCGAAGAAGACAAGCUUAUCACGAUAACGCUUAGCGACGCUAUCGAAGGCAACACUAGCAGUAACUACGUCGAUGAGAUAAAACAGCUAUAUUACAGAGACGAAUUCAGUAAAAAUGUUCAAGAUUGGAACGCCCUCAGAGUCGGAAGUGUUGAAAUGGCAAUGAAUCGUAUGGUAAUACCGGAUUUGAAGAAAGAGCUCAAAGCCAAUUUAAUCACCGAAGCGAAAGAGUGUGUUAUGCGAGCUUGUUGUCGAAAAAUGUACAAUUGGAUUAAGGUUGCGCCUUACACGUGCAAAUUUCCUGGCGAGGAGGACGAAGAAUGGAAUACGAGUAAAGGAAUUCGUGUUAUGGGUGUUGCCUACGUGCCUGAUUAUUCUCAAGCAGCGUUCGCUUGUAUCGUUGCCCCUGAUGGCGAAUGCACCGAUUAUCUGAGAUUGCCACAUCUUUUAAAGCGGAAAAAUGGCUUUCGGGAAGAUGAGAAAAUUAUGAAAGAGGCCGAUUUACUCGCCAUUAAACAUUUCAUUGCAACGAAAAAACCUCAUGUCAUUGUCCUCGGUGGUGAAUCCAGAGAAGCAACGAUGCUCGUCGAGGAUCUCAAAGAGUGCGUCGCUAAUUUGACCGAAGAAGAACAGUAUCCACCUAUACAAAUCGAAAUAUGCGAGAACGAACUGGCCAAAAUAUAUGCGAACAGUAACAAGGGAAUUUCCGAAUUUCGUGAUUAUCCAAUAUUGCUGCGGCAAGCAAUAUCAUUGGCUCGUCGUUUGCAAGAUCCUCUCGUCGAAUUUUCACAGUUAUGCACACCCGACGAAGAAAUUUUGUGUCUGAAAUAUCAUGCUUAUCAGGAUCAAUUGCCGAAGGAAGAAUUGCUGGAGAAUAUUUAUCUCGAAUUCGUAAAUCGAGUCAACGAGGUUGGUGUCGACAUAAAUAAAGCUGUGCAACAGGCUUAUUCCGGCAAUCUUUUACAAUUUGUUUGCGGUUUGGGACCGAGAAAAGGCCAAGCAUUAAUGAAAAUGUUGAAGCAAACUAAUCAGAGAUUGGAAAAUCGUACGCAGCUCGUAACGGCGUGUCACAUGGGUCCUAAAGUUUUUAUCAAUUGUGCUGGAUUUAUAAAAAUCGACACGAACAGUCUGGGUGACAGUACGGACGUUUACGUCGAGAUACUCGACGGUUCCAGGGUGCAUCCUGAAACGUACGAGUGGGCGAGAAAAAUGGCUGUUGAUGCUUUGGAGUACGAUGACGAAGACACCAAUCCCAGUAUGGCACUCGACGAAAUUCUCAGCGCACCUGAACGUCUCAAAGAUCUUGAUCUCGAUGCUUUUGCCGAGGAGCUCGAAAGGCAGGGAUUCGGCAACAAAUGCAUAACUCUUUACGACAUCAGAGCUGAAUUGAACUGCCGAUACAAGGAUCUUCGCGCUCCCUAUACCUCACCGAGUCCUGAAAAACUCUUUGAUAUUCUGACGAAAGAAACACCCGAGUCUUUUUACAUCGGCAAGUUAAUUCUUGCCACAGUUGCUGGUAUAAGCCACAGAAAACCACAAGGUGAUCAACUCGAUCAAGCCAAUCCUGUGCGUAAUGACGAGAGCGGCCUUUGGCAAUGCCCGUUCUGUUUGAAAAAUGACUUCCCCGAACUCUCCGAAGUUUGGAAUCAUUUCGACGCCGGUGGAUGCCCCGGAAAGGCAACAGGUGUCAGAUUGCGUCUUGACAAUGGCAUUUCUGGAUAUAUUCAUAUUAAAAAUUUGUCUGACAAGCACGUCGCCAACCCUGAGGAAAGGGUUACUCCUGGACAGAUUAUACAUUGCCGUGUUAUCAAAAUCGAGGUUGAUCGGUUCAGCGUUGAAUGUACAAGUAAAAGUAGCGAUCUCGCGGACAAGAAUCACGAGUGGAGACCACAACGAGAUCCCUUCUUCGACACGGAAGCCGAAGAGAAAGAUACGAAGGUUGAGGAAGAUGCGAAAAAAGUGAAACAGCGACAGACCUACGUGAAACGUGUAAUCGUGCAUCCGUCCUUCCACAACAUAAGUUAUUCCGAAGCUGAAAAAAUGAUGAAAACGACGAAACAGGGCGACGCGGUAGUUCGCCCGAGUAGCAAAGGUGCCGAUCACCUUACGGUCACGUGGAAAGUAACCGAUGACAUUUAUCAGCAUAUUGAUGUGAGAGAAGAGGGCAAAGGAAACGCUUUUUCUCUUGGGACAAGCCUGUGGAUUGGUAACGAAGAAUUCGAGGACUUGGACGAAAUUUUAGCGCGUCAUGUCAAUCCUAUGGCUUCUUAUGCUUCCGAACUCUUGGAUUAUAAACAUUUCAAACCAACGGUAAUGGGUAUGAAGGACAAAGCUGAGGAGUUGCUGAAAGAACAGCAGAGAGAAAAUCCAGGUGGCAUUCCUUACAUUAUUUCAGCCGCCAAGAAUUACCCGGGAAAAUUUCUACUCUCCUAUCUACCUCGCUCAAACUGCCGUCAUGAGUACGUAACCGUUUCCCCUGAAGGCUUUCGGUUCAGGGGUCAAAUGUUCGCUCGGGUUGGUGAUCUUUUCAGUUGGUUUAAAAAACACUUCCGGGAUCCUGUACCAGGCCAAACUACGCCAAGCACCCCUCGGGGUGCUGCUACUUCCAGAACGCCAUAUCAUAACACACCCGGUGCUGGUGGUGUUAAUCAAGAAGCUAUACAAAGGGUAGCUCAGAAUCUUCCACAUCACAUGCUUCACUCGCUGUCGCAAGUGGCUAAUCAAACGCCUCAUCACUAUCCGCCUCAUACUCCGGGAACUGCGGCAGCUGCUGGAUACGGUGGAAUGCAUACAUAUCCAAAUACGCCGUACACCCCAUCGGGGCAAACUCCGUUCAUGACCCCGUACCAAACUCCUCAUCACACUCCACAUCACUCACAGCCAACGCCAAGGUACGGUCAACAGACACCGAGUCAAGGACAAUUUUUGCAUCCGGCUGCCGCUCAAGCUACUGGAGGAAUGCAUCACAGAUCGACCCCGUCUCACAGGCCUACUCCUCCUAUAACUAAUUCCUCUGGCGAUCCCAUGGAUUGGAAGAAAGCUGCUGAAGCGUGGGCACGCUUGAAGCAAACCGUGCCAAGAAUUUCGAACAGCACUCCAAGAUACGACGAUUCUCGUAAAACUCCAAGAGGUUACGAAGAGUCAUCAGGCCGAGCGACUCCGCGAACUCGACCACCUCCAGCACGAACUCCAUCUUACAAAUCGCCACGUGGAACUCCUCAUACAAAUUCCAGUCCACGGAGUAUGUCGCUAAGUGGAGAUGGAACUCCACUUUACGACGAGAGCUAACAGAGUGACAGGCUCUUUUUGUUCAUAGUGAAUGAUGAGUAUAUUAUAUAUCACGUUACUCACAAACACGGAGAUAGCGGUUUUCAAUGCAUGAUCAUGAGAAAUUGUUAUUUCUAAAUUGUAUGAAAUUGGCAAAGAAGAAGCCAAAAGACCGAUUUCUUUAGCGAAAAUCGAGCUAGUUUUAUCAUCGAUCUAUAUUUUAACAAUCAAUUUCUACGUAGCUUCAAUACGGUUCUAUUUGUGUUUGUACAUAAUAUUUACGUACAACGUCAAAACUAUUUCGAAACGGGAUUGAAGCUGCUACAUCACUUUUAUUAUACAUAUUAUAAUUAUUAUUUAUUCGUAUUGGAGGAAGACUACAGGGAGUUUUGUACUUCCCCCACCCCUAAAUUAUUGCACUUUUUUCAUUUGACAAUAUCAAUCAUGGAACCGUACUAUGGCAUUUUUUUAAUACAUUUUACAAAAUAUUAUUCGUAAAAUUGGAUUAUUUUCGUAGCGUACGAUCCGCAGUUUUACUAGUCUCUGUUGCAGAAAUUGCUACAUGUUCCAAUCGAUUUUUUAGAGUUUUCUUGCUCUAAAUAGGAAAAUUGUGCGUAGCCCCAAUCAAUGUUAAAUAAUAUUUAUUGCUUCACCCCUAUUCCAAUAUUUAUUAAUCCCUCGUUGUUUCAUCGUCUCGUACAAUUCCACAUGCUUUUUUUUUAUGUGGAGCUUCGUGUUGAAGAAAGGAUCCGAUGAAAUUUCACUUCUCCUUUUUUUUUCUGCACUCACAAUUCAAUGUUUGUAUGUAGAGAAAAAAAAUUUCUAAUCAUGUUUAGGAAUCGCACGGAAUUUCUUUUAUCCCUUAUUUUUUUAAAUAAAUAAAAAAAAAAAUACAUCACAGAGAAACGAUUGAGUGUCUGCGAAGCCUCGAUUGAAUUCUUAUUGAAAUGAUUUUUUUACACAAUCAUAUUUACAAAUUAGGUUUUUAUUUUAUCGAGACACGAUGCAAUAAAUUGAAAAAUCUUACAUCACGUUAGUUCUCAUAGCUCUAUGAGGAAUGCAAAACUCUCUAGUCUCUCCGUAAAUGAGAAUGAUAUUUGCAAGGAAUGAAUCAAGAGUGGACUGAUUUAUAUUUUGAAAAUUGUAAUAUCACACUUACGUCUCGUUACUGCAAAUCGAUCGAAGGGACACAGGGAAACGGAAGAAUAUACUUUUUUAGUUGUUUUUCGUUUACCGAAUAAUGCAGGUUUUAUUGGAAUAUUCAAAUGAAUUGUUAAAUAUUUGUUACGUUCGUUUACACCACAAGAAUAACGUUCGCAUAUAUUUUGUACAAUGGCUUGACAGUGAUAUUAAACGAUAUAUACUCCAAAA